CCAGUUGCAGUUGGUUUAUCUCGGUUGGCGUCUUCCAAUGAGAAUCUCCAUUUAGGGAUUAAUUUUUUCAAUAUUCUCCCGUUUGGUACGAAUUUUCGUCUGAAAAUGCCGAACAGAUCCAAAAAGAACAACACCGGCGCAUCCGAUAUUGUACCGGACGAUAAACAACCAAUGAAGAAGAAGGUCAAAUCCGAUUUAACUUACCGUACUCAAGACAGUGAACCAACAUGGGACCUGGGCAAAAACCGCUUUGUGAAGUUGUCAGACUUCAAGGGGCAAACCUACAUCAACAUAAGAGAAUUUUAUGAUGCGAAUGGAACCUUGAAGCCUGGAAAGAAAGGCAUUGCGCUCACCCCUGAGCAAUGGCAGAGACUCAGGGCUUCUGUUGAUCACAUCGAUGAAGAACUGAAGAAGAAAUAACUACUAGAAUUAAAGUUAUUUGUAGUAUUCAUUUGUUAAUUUAGUUUAGUUUUAAUUUUUCUAAAUAUGAAUAAUAGAAAUAAUGUUCAAAUGAUAGUUAAUAUAGUUAUAAUAGUUUUAGUUAUAUAUUAAUACAUAUCCAAAUGAAUAUUUAAUUGUAACAUUAGGCAAUUCGGUUUUCGUAAUAAUAAAUUUCCAUUUCAAGC
Messenger RNA from Ceutorhynchus assimilis (cabbage seed weevil), 626 nucleotides. The record is from the annotation of a GenBank genome assembly. Lineage: Eukaryota; Metazoa; Arthropoda; Insecta; Coleoptera; Curculionidae.